GAAAAGGGAAGAAUCGCUGCCAGGCACUUAGCGAGGAGGCGACUGCAUCAUUUGACACUUGCAAGAUUUAUAGUCGCUGCCGCAGCCAGCAUUUCUAAGAUGCCAAAGCCGAGGCAGCCCGCAAAACUAAUGGAAUCUUAAUUUAGCAAAGCCAAAAUAAAGGCAACACCAGCAGCAGCAACAGCAGCAGCAACUGAAACAACAGCAAUCGAAGCAACCGACAGCGGCAACAUCAGCAAAUUCCAUUUCCAUGGCAGCCACUUGGCACCCGCGAAAAAGCCAAAGUGAUGGAGCUGCUGCAAGGAGCUGGGAAAGCUUUUCAUGGUCAGCGCAAACAAUUUAAUGUAAUUUAAAUGACGGCCCAGGACACAGGACAGAGUUGGCAGAAUGAGGAUGAGGAUGGGCAUCAUGAUGGGUAUGAGGAUGGGGAUGAGGAUGGGGAUGAGGAUGGAGAUGGAGAUGGGGAUGGGUAUGGCGACAGGAACAGAGAACAGCAGGUGCAGUUGGGAUCGUCGCGUCUGUGGGAGUAUGCAGCUCGUUCGCAUUUUUCCCUGGCGGCUUCUUUGUGCAACAGCAACAUCAGCACAACAGCAGCAACAGCAGCAACAUCGACAUUGACGACAUCAGCGACAGGCGAAUGUCGCUAUCAAGUUCUGUCUGCUGCCCUCUGUUUUUUGUUUUGCCUCUUUUUGGAACGACACAUUUUAAUGAUGAGUCGAGUGGAGUCGCCGUGCCACCGAUUCUCCCCGAAUUCAGACUCUGAACUCGCCUCGAUUUCCUGCAGCUUCUGGCUUCUCUCUUUUCUUGCCACUGCUUACUUCGUGUGCAUCUUGGCUGUGGUGGCUGUGGCCCAGGCUGGUCUGCUGCCCCACGUGGAUAGCCAUCAUGGCUACCACCAUGAGGAACUGCCUCAUCUGCUGGACGCGGAGAUCCAUCAUUCGGAUGGCAUUCAUCUGGGACACAGUGCCGCUUUGGUGCACGAUGAUCACCAUUUGAACCACCAUCUGGAUCAUCAUUUGGAUCACCACCUGGUGGAGUCGCUGCCCACCACCGUGUACCACCAUGAGCCGCUGCACUACCACUACGCUCGUCUGCAGUCCGCUCCGGUGGUGCACCACCAUCACCAUGACACCCACGCCGCCGUGGUGCAUCACAGUAUCCCAGCCCACUUCGAUGUCCACAGCCACUCGAACCUGCUGUCCUUCGCCAAGCACGCCCUGCACGGCAAGUACGGAAAGGUCAGGAUCACCGAGACCCAUUAUUGAGAGAUUCCACACACAUCCAUUGUCCAUAAUA
Drosophila yakuba is the source of this 1296-nucleotide messenger RNA. RefSeq lists its product as uncharacterized. The coding region runs from base 354 to 1265 and encodes 303 amino acids. The transcript has 3 exons. Lineage: Eukaryota; Metazoa; Arthropoda; Insecta; Diptera; Drosophilidae. The record is from RefSeq and is a predicted model, not a curated record.